AGCACUAGCAACACCAAACAGCUGAGCGAAACGUAUCAGACGUCAGUUUUAUUAUGACUUAUCAACAACAAGCUGAAUUUUCCGUAUUCUGUUGUGUUUACUCAGACAUAAUCAAUGAGUUAGUCCCGUCUCGACAUGCGAUAACGUUUUAAUAUAAGUAUUAUCUGUAGUCGUCUAGUAAUUCUUUGUGUGAACAAUGAUAUCAGUGUUUAGACUUCAUACCAGUGCAGUUUCAGUUGUAGAAAGUUGAUAUUGUAAUUAAACCUGUAUUUACAUCGGAACAACUAUGCCAAAUGCGUUCGUUGACCUGUUCUUGAUGAAUAAAUAAAGUGAUUUAAAUAUCUGUACCAGGCUGUAUGUGAAGUUGCUUUGUUGUUAAAACAAUGAAAUUAAAAAUAGACAGAGGGCUUCUGCCCAUAAAGGCGCACUUUUUCUUUUUUUUCGCGGCGUUAGGUCCUAUACUGCCGCAGAUCAAUGUCUUCGGGAGACAGUUGGGGGUGUCCCCCUCUGUCAUGGGCAUGGUGACAGCCGUCCUGCCACUCCUGUGGGCAGCUGCUAAACCUUUGUUCGGAUAUAUUGUCGAUUUUUGGCCGGCACACAGAAAACUAGUAUUCAUGCUACUUAUAACAAUAAUGACUGGAUCAUACUGUUGCCUAUGGUUCUUACCGAUGCCCGAACCAAAGAUGGCCGACACCAAACUAUUAGAAUCCGUAUACAGAUUGAACGAAACUAUAUUUUUAAAACAAAACACAAAUAAAAACAAUACUUUAUUGGAAAAAUACAAGUGUCACUGGAACUGCAGUUUGGCGGGAAACUUUGACGUUUACCUGUCAGAUACGCCAUUUGUAAACACAGUCUAUAUUGACGAUGAAGUUUCUAAUGCGUCCUGCUCUGUUUUGUUUAUGGAAUUCGAUGAUUUACAUAACGGCGACGUUAUGUGUUUACCUAAGGAGGAUUGUAAUUUGCUUUGCUAUGAAAAUGAGAGCGAUAUUGGUGGGAAUAAGACGAAGCGAAGUGUUGAAGAUUUAAAUAGAAAUAUUACUUCAAAUACAGAUGAGAAGAAAAGUGAUAAUUUCUAUAUGACAGCUGCUUUCUGGGCGUUUGUUAUUUUGAUGUGUGUCGGUACAGUUGCGUUUAAUGUUGCCAAUUGUAUCGGUGACGCUGUCUGCUUUGAUGUUCUUGGGCCGGAUCGAGGCUCGAAAUACGGGGCCCAAAGAGCUUGGGGUACCGCUGGUUAUGGUUUGACAGCGCUAUUGGGUGGAUGGUUGAUCGAUAGCGUCUCUGGAGGAAAAGACUACAAAGACUUCACACCAGCAUUCGUUGUGGCGUUGAUAGCGACCGCCAUAGAUUUGUACAGCUGUCGAGCUUUGACUCUGCCCUCUCUAUCAAGUCCCGACGAUUCCGGCAAGGCGUUGCGUGAUGUAUUGAAAAUACCGAAAGUAAUAGUUUUUAUAACUUUCGCCGUCGUAGCGGGAACAUUCGACAGUUUUAUCAUAUAUUAUAUGUUUUGGUUUUUAGAGGAACUAGCAGAGAAGACAGGUCACACUGCUAAGAUUAAAUUAAUAGAAGGAGUUGUGGUCGCCGCGGAGAGUUUUAUCGGAGAACUACUGUUUUUCUUCUUUUCCGGUAAAAUAAUAAAGCGGUUUGGAUACGGCACGACUUUGACGUUCUCUCUCUUCUGCUACGGGAUCAGAAUGAUCUGUAUAUCUCUCAUACAGAACCCGUGGCAUCUUGUGUUUGUUGAGGGUAUAAUGCAAGGGCCUACCUAUGCGCUGUGCUACUCCACAAUAGUUGGCUACGCGGCCCACGUAGCUCCUGAAGGAUAUUCAGCCACUGUUCAGGGAAUCGUGGCUGGCAUGGACGAUGGAGUCGGUUUCGCAAUCGGCUCCCUAGUAGGGGGUCAACUAUACAGUUGGCUUGGCGGCCGGGGCUCCUUCAGGGUGCUAGCGGUAACCGCCAUCAUAGGAUCAGCGAUUCACGCGAUCCUAUUCGCAAUUGUAUCGAGAAGCGAUAAGAAAGCAGCUCAAAAAGCAUUGGAGACUACGCCCGAAGCGCAAAAGAUGCUACAAGAGCGCAGUAACGCCAUCUACAAUGACACAGUCGUACCACUAAACGGUGAAGAAAAAUUUGAUAGGUAACACCAAGAGAUGGGGUUAUUUUGUAUUGAUAUGAAUUUGUUGAACAUUUUUUUUGCAAUUCGAUUUUAAGUGCUAUUGUUAUAGUUACAAUGGAGUUUUUAUACAUUUCAUCCAUUUGAGAAUAGAAAAAUGAUUUUUGGUAUUUUUUGUGUAAAAAUAAAUAAUUUACGGCUUACUCGAUGAAGUUCAAGCCAUGUAAGGGCCCAUAAUUAUUCAGCCAAUGUAAUAAAUAGCGCUUUAACUUUAUAACGCCGAAAGAAACAAAAUACACUUAUAUUUCAGCAAUAAAUUGUGCCAUUUCAAGAUAAAAAAGUCAAGAAAAAAGUUAUUUAUUUACGUACGUAAGUACAUAAGUUUAUUUAGGAAUUUUCUUUAAAGUAAUUGUAAUUAGGAAUCAUUAUUGGGUACAUUGACAGCUAGUCAAAUUUAAUUAUAUUUUUCUAAGUGUUAAUAUCGAUUUCCUUAGCUAGAAAUAUAAAAAAAAUCGAUGAAUCGUAAAAUCAAUGAAUAAAAGUGUUAUUUUUUAAAUUUUUAAUUGCAUUGUAACGUCGAAAUAUUUUAUUAACUACUAUUGAUCCGCUGCAAUGCUGAUACUAAAUUUCUCCACUAUUCAAUGAAUGCUGUUACACAUAUAAAUCUUCCUCUUCAAUCACUCUAUCUAUUAAAAACCGCAUCAAAAUGCAUUGCGUAGUUUUAAAGAUUUAAGCAUACAUAAGGAUAUAGGGACAGAGAAAGCGUCUUUGUUUUAUAAUAUGGCAGUAAAUUCAAGUAUCUUGUCAAAUAACUAAAUAAAUGAUGUAUAUGGACGAUGAAUUUAUAUUAAUUAUUUAAGCUUGUAUUCGUACAUUUUUUUAAUAAAAUAUAAGCUUGCUACGCGCUUUGUUUACAGCUGUUAAUUCAUCUCCAACUCGGUCACUGAUAACGGGCGAGUCGUAUUUUUUUUAUUUAUGUAUCGUGUCCAUGUAAUUACUUGAGAUGAUAUUUUUU
This is a messenger RNA of Spodoptera exigua (beet armyworm), 3125 nucleotides long. Lineage: Eukaryota; Metazoa; Arthropoda; Insecta; Lepidoptera; Noctuidae. The record is from the annotation of a GenBank genome assembly.